AGAGAGAGAACGAACGGAGAAAUAGAAAAGAGAGGGACAGGGAGGGAGUAGAGAAGACCGUGGAGCCCGCGGCACUGAUGGAACAACAGGAUAUAUAACCGUUCCCUGGACACCGUAUUCCAUGCCUCUCCUCUGUCGGGGCCUCGUCAUUGAUGGGCAACCACUUGGACCGUAUCACCCAUCUCAGCUACAGCGAGCUGCCAACCGGCGAUCCGUCCGGAGUGGAGAAAGAGGAGCUCAGGGUCGGCGUAGCUUACUUCUUCUCCGACGAAGAGGAAGAGGUGGACGACGGAGGAGGAGGAGGAGGUUACCCUUGCGCCAGCCAGGAGAGCCCCGGGGCGGUCAGCGAGCUGGAGUACUCCGCAUUCUGCUCACAGGAAUGCAUCUUCUCCAAGCUCCGCGAAAACCAGGACUUGAACGUGUACUCCGCCAAAACAUUGCUCUCCAUGUGCAAGCCAGGGGACCUUGUGGAGCUAGUAUCCACAUCACAGGCACCACACUGGGCUGUGUACGAGCUCAACGACCAGGUGAUACACCUGCAUGAGGGGGAGAUACGGAAGGACAGCCUGACUGAGAUAGGACGGGGCCGGCGUGGACGGAUAGUGAACAGCCGCUACCGGUUCCGGCCGCUGCCUGCCAACCUGGUCGUGCAGAACGCCACUGGGCACCUCGGCCUGAACAGUGGGGAGAUCUGCUGGACCAACUCUGAGAGCUUCGCCGCCUGGUGCCGUUUCGGGAAGCGGGAGUUUAAGAAGGGAGGCGAGGCACACUCGGCGGCGCAGCAGUACUUCCUCAAAGUGCACUUUGACGCCGGGACUCGGAGUGGACACACGCUGGUGUUCCGUAGCCUGGAAGACAUGAUCUGGGAGCGCAGGCGUGUGGACGCCAACGGGAUUCUGAAAGAGAUGUCUUUAGGGGUCAACGGUGGGAAGGAGUGAUUGAUUUUGGAAUUCUAAUUAAAAUGAUGGCCUAUACCUCUCCUCUUUCUUCUCCACACACACACACACACACACACACACACGCACACGCACACGCACACACAGCAAAAGAGAGAGAGAUGAAGAGAGGAAGGACUUGUUGUGUAUGUAGGCUGUCGGCAUACUGCAGGCUGACCGAGGACGGGGCUCUGUGACUCUGUAGGAGAGAGAUGUGAUCAUCAUACUGCAGGCUGACCGAGGACGGGGCUCUGUGACUCUGUAGGAGACAGAUGUGAUCAUCAUGCUGCAGGCAGACCGAGGACGGGGCUCUGUGACUCUGUAGGAGAGAGAUGUGAUCAUCAUACUGCAGGCUGACCGAGGACGGGGCUCUGUGACUCUGUAGGAGACAGAUGUGAUCAUCAUGCUGCAGGCUGACCGAGGACGGGGCUCUGUGACUCUGUAGGAGACAGAUGUGAUCAUCAUGCUGCAGGCAGACCGAGGACGGUGCUCUGUGACUCUGUAGGAGACAGAUGUGAUCAUCAUACUGCAGGCUGACCGAGGACGGUGCUCUGUGACUCUGUAGGAGACAGAUGUGAUCAUCAUGCUGCAGGCAGACCGAGGACGGGGCUCUGUGACUCUGUAGGAGAGAGAUGUGAUCAUCAUGCUGCAGGCAGACCGAGGACGGGGCUCUGUGACUCUGUAGGAGAGAGAUGUGAUCAUCAUGCUGCAGGCAGACCGAGGACGGGGCUCUGUGACUCUGUAGGAGACAGAUGUGAUCAUCAUCCUGCAGGCUGACCGAGGACGGUGCUCUGUGACUCUGUUAACACUGUAGGAGACAGAUGUGAUCAUCAUACUGCAGGCUGACCGAGGACGGUGCUCUGUGACUCUGUUAACACUGUAGGAGACAGAUGUGAUCAACCUGCCAAGAGAAGAAAUAGAAAUAACACUCAACCAUUUUCAUGUAGACAUUGACAACUGCUCUUGCUUGUUAGAGUGGUUUCUCUCCACCUCUGAUAAGUCACCCUGUACCUUUAAAAGCCACAUAGCACACGACGGCACUCACUCAUUUUUUUAAGGGUAACGGAAUUCUCUGCGCUGUCUGUCUGUCUGUCUGUCUGUCUGUCUGUCUGUCUGUCUGUCUGUCUGUCUGUGUCUCUCUCUGUCUGUCUCUCUCUGU
Messenger RNA from Oncorhynchus gorbuscha (pink salmon), 2094 nucleotides. RefSeq names its product protein LRATD1-like. The record is from RefSeq and is a predicted model, not a curated record. Lineage: Eukaryota; Metazoa; Chordata; Actinopteri; Salmoniformes; Salmonidae. Bases 153 to 938 code for a protein of 261 amino acids. The transcript is spliced from 3 exons.